Molecule: messenger RNA, 2352 nt
Organism: Trichosurus vulpecula (common brushtail)
Lineage: Eukaryota; Metazoa; Chordata; Mammalia; Diprotodontia; Phalangeridae
Gene: VPS33B
Product: VPS33B late endosome and lysosome associated
Exons: 24
Coding region: 102-2039 (645 amino acids)
Biological process (GO): intracellular protein transport; vesicle-mediated transport
Cellular component (GO): lysosome; CORVET complex
Source: RefSeq, a predicted model, not a curated record
AACUUCCGGUGUGUCCCGGAAAUGGACUUGCUGAUCCCAUUCCGCCGGGGCGAUUGAUUGUGAGGGCUGGAGGCAUUCUGCCCUGGGGCAGCACCCCUGCCAUGGCUUUUCCGCAUCGGCCUGAUGCCCCAGAGCUGCCCGACUUCUCCAUGCUCAAGAGACUGGCCCGGGACCAGCUCAUCUACCUGCUGGAGCAGCUUCCUGGGAAGAAGGACUUAUUUAUUGAGGCAGAUCUGAUGAGCCCAUUGGAUCGAAUUGCCAAUGUCUCUAUUCUCAAGCAACACGAAGUGGACAAACUGUACAAGGUGGAGAACAAACCUGUCUUUAGUACCAGUGAACAGUUGUGCUUCCUUGUCCGACCCCGAAUCAGGAACAUGCGGUACAUUGCAAACCUUGUCAAUGCUGACAAAAUGGCUGGUCGGUCUCGAAAGUACAAAGUGAUCUUUAGCCCACAGAAGUUCUAUGCAUGUGAGAUGGUACUUGAGGAAGAGGGAAUUUACGGAGCCCUCUGCAUGGUGAGCUAUCAUGGAUGGCUGGAAGAUAGUAGUUGCCAGCAUUGCCACCCCUGGCUGUUGUUCACACCCACAGAUGUGAGCUGUGAUGAGUGGGCCUUCUCCUUGCUGCCUCUUGAUGUGGAUCUCCUCAGCAUGGAACUGCCUGAAUUCUUCAGAGACUACUUCUUGGAGGGAAACCAGCGUUGGAUUAAUACUGUGGCCCAAGCCCUGCACCUUAUCAGUAAUCUCUAUGGACCUUUUGCAAACUGCUAUGGAAUCGGCCGAUGUGCCAAGAUGGUGUACGAGAUGUGGAGGGAACUGGAGGAGGAAGAGGAAGGUGAGAUAAAAGGCCGGAAACCAGAAAUUGGGCACAUUUUUCUUCUGGAUAGAGAUGUGGACUUUGUGACUGCACUCUGCUCCCAAGUGGUAUAUGAGGGGCUAGUAGAUGACACCUUCCGAAUCAAGUGUGGGAGUGUGGAUUUUGGUCCAGAUGUCACAUCCUCUGACAAGAGCCUCAAAGUGCUGCUUAAUGCCCAGGAUAAGGUGUUUAAUGAGAUUCGUAAUGAGCAUUUCUCCAAUGUCUUUGGCUUCCUGAGCCAGAAGGCCCGGAACCUGCAGGCACAGUAUGAUCGUCGUCGUGGUAUGGACAUCAAGCAGAUGAAGAACUUUGUCUCUCAGGAGCUCAAGGGGCUGAAGCAAGAGCACCGAUUGCUGAGUUUACAUAUUGGGGCCUGUGAGUCUAUCAUGAAAAAGAAAACCAAGCAGGAUUUCCAGGAGCUGAUCAAGACAGAACAUGCACUGCUAGAAGGGUUCAACAUCCGUGAGAGCACAAGCUAUAUUGAGGAGCACAUUGACCGACAGGUUUCACCUAUUGAAAGCCUCCGUCUCAUGUGUCUCCUGUCCAUCACUGAGAAUGGUUUGGUGCCCAAAGAUUACCGCUCUCUGAAAACCCAGUAUCUUCAGAGCUAUGGACCUGAGCACCUGCUGACCUUCUCUAAUCUGCGUCGGACAGGGCUGUUAACAGAGCAGGUUCCAGGAGAUACUCUUACUGCAGUAGAGAAUAAAGUGAGCAAAUUGGUGACUGAUAAAGCUGCAGGAAAAAUCACUGAUGCUUUCAGUUCUUUGGCUAAAAGAAGCAAUUUUCGUGGCAUCAGCAAAAAGCUGGGCUUGAUUCCACGUGGGGACAGUGAGUAUGAUUUGAAAGUGCCACGGGAUAUGGCGUAUGUCUUCAGUGGUGCCUACAUACCCCUCAGCUGCCGCAUCAUUGAACAGGUAUUAGAGCGAAAGAGCUGGCUGGGCCUUGAGGAAGUUGUUCGGUUACUCAAUGGCAAUGAAUUUGCAGUCACAGACACGAUACCUGAAGAAAAUGCCCCUAGUGAUUCCCUGCGUCUUGUCCUUGUGGUUUUUCUGGGUGGAUGCACCUUCUCUGAGAUCUCAGCUCUCCGGUUCUUGGGCAGAGAGAGAGGUUAUAGAUUCAUUUUCUUGACAACGGCCGUGACAAAUAGUGCUCGGCUCAUGGAGGCCAUGAGCGAGGUGAAAACAUGAAACCUCCUCUCCGGAGGCUGAUGCUUGAGAUACAGCCAUGGGAGUGUCCAGCAAAUAGCACCUUAAGGACAAGGGAAGCUUGAAAGCUUUGAGGGGUGAAGAUGAGUGAGCCCAGCCAGGAGAAUCGCAUUUCUUGGGCUCACUAGGAGUCUUUGCAGGAGUCCAAGGUCUAGACUCAGCAGUCCUCUUGAGUUGUUCUUCCCAGGACAUUUCCACCUCUGUGUGGGACAUGCCAAUGUACUCAAGAUCUGUGGGGGAAAAUUGUCCUUUGGCAAAUCAUUGUCCUUGCAAAUAAAUAUUAUGCUUUCAGUCA